AUGAUGCAGCCGCCUUCGGCCGGCGACGAAAUCUCUCCCAAGCUGUGGGUUCAUGUUCCCCUCGGCGAACAGCGGCAUUGCAGUGGUUGUUUCUCCUUGCAGAAGGACAAAGCGAACGCGCAGCCACUGUGGAAGAAAACGGGCGUGUACGAAGCCUGGCUCUACCAAAACAAGCUCGGGCAUUGGUGUAUCGGUGGCAAAGAAGCACGGCUGCGGGAGUUUGACUGGAACCGAUGCUAUCUCUACCAGACUGCACCUCAGGAUCCGCACCAAAGCCGUGCGGGAUCGCUUCUUAUCGCAUCGCAGCCGUGGCAAUGGUGGGACAGCGUUGGAAGGAAAUGGAUCUUGGAUCCCAACAUCCGUGUUUUGGACGUUCCGCAUGCAUCUUCAGACCAGCGCCAGAUGCUAGCGCAGCACGAGGUGACAGCAUUGCGGGGUGCAGCUGAAGUGUAUCGGAGGCGCAAAUCCUGGUGGCUGCCGCCAGCGCCGCCCCAGCCGGAAGUGGACGAGACUUCUUUCAUCGCCGAGCGUGCUGCCGGCCUGGUCACGCUGGGAGUGGACUUGACAUCGCCGCUCUUCACCGAUGACCUGGGCGCCACGCUUCUGCUCACCGCGGCCGAGAUGGGUUGGACAGACCUGUGCCGCGAGCUUCUCUCAAAGCAUCGCCCUGGCUACCUGGAAUCCCGGGACCACGCUGGGCGAACUGCGCUGUUCCACGCGGUGCACGCCGGCCAUCAAGAAGUGACCGAGCUGCUGCUCUACGCCAAGGCGUGCCCCUCCGCUGCCUCCUCAGAAGGGAUCCAGCCGCUUCACUGUGCCCUGAGCAUCGAACGCGAGGACCUGGCUGCGGUUCUGCUGGCCUCACGGGCAGAUGCAGCUGCGAAGCUCCCGGGUGGUCGGCUGCCCCAGGACCAUGUCGAUCCAGACGGGCAAACCAGGACUCUCUUGGAUUCCGCCCUGGCUACAGUGCCCUGGCCCCGCCGAAAGAGAUGCGUGGUCUAUGGCAAGGAGGCUGCGCCACGCCUGCUUGAGUCAAUACUGGCGGUCAUGGUCACUAGAAUCUAG
Molecule: messenger RNA, 1065 nt
Organism: Symbiodinium sp. CCMP2456
Lineage: Eukaryota; Dinophyceae; Suessiales; Symbiodiniaceae
Source: the annotation of a GenBank genome assembly